UCCUGUCUGCGCUGUCAAUGAUGCGGAAGAUCAAUGAGAAGGGAAAAAAACAAAAAGCAAAUAUAUUAACGAACAUCAAGUGAAACCGAUGUGGGGCUCUGAACUAGAAAAGACGGAAUUGGGAGAAAGACGAUUUAGGAAGUCAGCGGUGUAACUUAUCGAUACGGAAAAUGGAGCUUAAGAAGAAACAAUUUACAGUAACCAGUUAGUUUACGCUAGCCGGUAGAUGAAAUCGGGGCUGUAGUUGGUCAGGGCAGGAACGACAUCAAUUUGUGUAAGGUUAGUGCACAACUAGUUCGAUACAACAACUCCUAAAAUACACGAAUUUGCCAAAGUUAGUUUGCUAAGAGAGUGCAGGUUUGUGCGAAGUCCUCGGUGGCUUGCUUGCAAGCUAGCUAGCAAGCAAGCUAGCUACACACACGGGGGGAAGAAAAGUUACAAAAAACGGAAACAAUGGAGAAUAAGGACAAGGUACAACUGAGGAACCACCCACGCAGACAGCUCAAGAAGCUGAGUGAAGACAGUUUGACCAAGCAGCCCGAAGAGGUGUUCGAUGUUCUCGAAAAGCUGGGUGAAGGGUCUUAUGGCAGCGUAUUUAAAGCCAACUAUAAAGAGACGGGAGAGAUUGUGGCCAUCAAGCAGGUGCCAGUGGAGUCAGACCUGCAGGAGAUCAUUAAAGAGAUCUCCAUCAUGCAGCAGUGUAACAGUCCGCACGUCGUGAGGUACUAUGGAAGCUACUUCAAGAACAGUGACUUAUGGAUAGUGAUGGAGUACUGUGGUGCUGGCUCGGUCUCGGACAUCAUUCGGCUGAGGAAUAAAACGUUAACAGAGGACGAGAUCGCCACGAUAUUGCAGUCCACCCUGAAGGGGCUGGAGUACCUGCACUUCAUGAGGAAGAUCCACAGGGACAUCAAGGCCGGGAACAUCCUCCUCAACGCGGAGGGGCAGGCCAAGCUGGCUGACUUCGGUGUGGCGGGACAGUUAACGGACACCAUGGCUAAGCGGAACACGGUGAUCGGAACUCCCUUCUGGAUGGCUCCGGAGGUGAUCCAGGAGAUUGGCUACAACUGCGUGGCGGACAUCUGGUCCUUGGGCAUUACGGCCAUCGAGAUGGCGGAGGGCAAGCCCCCCUAUGCAGACAUCCAUCCAAUGAGAGCCAUAUUUAUGAUCCCCACCAACCCUCCUCCAACAUUCCGAAACCCGGACGCGUGGUCUGAGCCAUUCAGGGACUUUGUCGUGCAGUGCCUGGUGAAGAACCCAGAAAACAGAGCCGCGGCCACACAGCUGCUCCAGCACCCCUUCAUUAAGAACGCCAAGCCCAGCAGCAUCCUGAGAGCGUUGAUCAAUGACGCCAUGGAGAUCAAGCUGAAGAAGAUGGAAGCCCAGCAAAGGGAGCAGGACCAGGAGGAUGACGAGAACUCGGACGAUGACGAGGUGGACCAGGGCACCAUGGUGAGGGCCGGCUCCUCAGACUCGGGGACCAUACGGGCGGCGGGCUCACUUGGGGACACGGCCCGCACGAUGAUCGAAAACGACGGCACCAUGGAGUCGCAGCUGGGCACCAUGGUCAUCAACUCGGACGACGAAGACGAGGGCGGCACCAUGAAACGGAGAGAAGAGACCAUGCAGCCAGCCAAGCCCUCCUUCCUGGAGUACUUUGAGCAGAAGGAAAAGGAGGCCAACAGCCACAGCGGGGUGUCUGAGCCGGACCAUGGUGGAGACAACCGCAAGCUGCCAGCAGAGUGUGACAUCGAAAUGAUGCGGACCUGGAGCGUCGAGGAGCUGAAGGUGAGGCUGGACUCCCUCGACCCCCAGAUGGAGCAGGAGAUCGAGGAGAUCCGCCAGCGCUACCAAGCCAAGCGCCAGCCCAUCCUGGACGCCAUUGAGGCCAAGAAACGGAGGCAGCCCAACUUCUGAGCAGCUGCUGGCCGGGCUACACUGAGCCCAGCGGGGUCCCCAACUCUCUACACUGGACAGAACGAGAGCCGACUCUGUUAUCCACGAAGCUGGACUUUCCAAUGCAGUUCUUAUCUCAGCUCCUUGUGAUAACCUGACACAGCAUCACGCUAUGCUGUGAACACGGACCACCAAA
This is a messenger RNA of Megalops cyprinoides (Indo-Pacific tarpon), 2092 nucleotides long. RefSeq names its product serine/threonine-protein kinase 4-like. Gene Ontology annotation, molecular function: protein serine/threonine kinase activity; ATP binding. The coding region runs from base 454 to 1917 and encodes 487 amino acids. The record is from RefSeq and is a predicted model, not a curated record. Gene Ontology annotation, biological process: regulation of MAPK cascade; intracellular signal transduction; protein phosphorylation. Gene Ontology annotation, cellular component: cytoplasm. The transcript is spliced from 11 exons. NCBI's taxonomy places the organism in Eukaryota, Metazoa, Chordata, Actinopteri, Elopiformes, Megalopidae.